This is a messenger RNA of Xenopus laevis (African clawed frog), 696 nucleotides long. It is a transcript of the gene hsd17b2.S, whose product is annotated as estradiol 17-beta-dehydrogenase 2-like. Lineage: Eukaryota; Metazoa; Chordata; Amphibia; Anura; Pipidae. The transcript is spliced from 6 exons. The coding region runs from base 1 to 696 and encodes 231 amino acids. The record is from RefSeq and is a predicted model, not a curated record.
AUGACGUGGAGAGGAUAUGAUGGAGACAGGAUACAGUAUUUUUCCCCCUCAAAUUAUGUGGAGGAUAUAUCAAUGAAUGCUUCUGAAACAAUUGCAAAUCAGGGGUCUGAUUCUGGGUUUGGACAUGCACUAGCUAAGCACCUGGAUGAACUGGGUGUUCAUGUCUUUGCUGGUGAGCUGGAUAAGAAAGGGCCUGGUGCUAAAGAAUUGAAAAGGGUUUAUUCAUCACAUCUUUGCCUAAUUCAACUUAAUAUCACCAAUUCAGAGGAGAUAAGGGAGGCCUACAAGGAAAUCAGCAGUUAUGUGCAGAAUGCAGGACCGUGGGGUGUUGUGCACAAUGCUGGGCUGCUUGGUUACGUGGCUGAUGGAGAAAUAAUUCCUUUCAGUGUAUAUAAGCAAUGCAUGGAUGUACAUUUCAUUGGUGCAGUUCAGGUUACAAAAGCAUUUGUUCCAUUGCUGCGGAUAGCCAAGGGAAGGCUAGUUAGUAUUUCCAGCAUGGGACAGACAAUAGACCUUACGCUGGGACUGCACUUUACUGCCGUGUGUUCUAGAGACAUUAAACCUGAUGCUGGCACUCCAUUUAUCCUUAUAUGUGUUCUGGGCAUAAACAUUACUGAGUUUCUACCUGGAGCUCAGAAGGCCAGCAGCCAGCUUAAACAGGAACAAGAGCAACAACAGGGGAUUGACAGCAAAUAA